CCUGGUAUUUUCGGGACUUUCCUAAGCUGUUCUAACUUUCCUGCCCCUUCCCCGGCCCGGCCCAGCCCAGCUCCGGAUCUCGCCCUCCGCCGGAUCUCCCCCGCCGCACCCGGACGGGUGGCUGGAGGAGAUCCGACCCUCCCCCGAACCGGGGGCCCCCUCUCCCCGCACCCCGGCCCCGAUCCGUCUCUCACUGCCCCCGCCACUCCUCCUCACCCAGGGCGGGCGCCUGAAGCUCUGGGGAACAGAAUCCGGCCGGAGCCGCCGGGCCGAACCGGGCCUAGCCCAGGGACAUGGAGAGCUGCUACGACCCCAAUCUGGAUGGCAUCAUCGAAUAUGACGAUUUCAAGUUCAACCCUUCCCUGAUGGAGCCCAAGGAGCCUGCCCCAGAGACAGCUGACGGCCCCUACCUGGUGAUCGUGGAACAGCCCAAGCAGCGAGGCUUCCGAUUUCGAUAUGGCUGUGAAGGCCCCUCCCACGGAGGGCUGCCAGGUGCCUCCAGCGAGAAGGGCCGGAAGACUUAUCCCACUGUCAAGAUCUGUAACUACGAGGGUCCCGCCAAGAUCGAGGUGGACCUGGUGACACACAGCGACCCCCCUCGUGCCCACGCCCACAGCCUGGUGGGCAAGCAGUGCUCGGAACUGGGGGUCUGCGCUGUGUCUGUGGGGCCCAAGGACAUGACUGCCCAAUUCAACAACCUGGGUGUCCUGCACGUGACCAAGAAGAACAUGAUGGAGAUCAUGAUUCAGAAACUUCAAAGGCAGAGACUCCGCUCCAGGCCCCAGGGCCUUACAGAGGCUGAGCGGCGGGAGCUGGAGCAGGAGGCCAAGGAGCUGAAGAAGGUGAUGGACCUGAGCAUCGUGCGGCUGCGCUUCUCCGCCUUCCUCCGAGCCAGCGACGGCUCCUUCUCGCUGCCCCUGAAGCCUGUCAUCUCCCAGCCCAUCCACGACAGCAAGUCUCCCGGGGCCUCCAAUCUGAAGAUUUCUCGAAUGGACAAGACGGCUGGCUCCGUGCGGGGCGGAGACGAGGUUUAUUUGCUUUGUGACAAGGUGCAGAAAGAUGACAUUGAGGUUCGGUUCUACGAAGACGAUGAGAACGGAUGGCAGGCCUUUGGGGACUUCUCUCCCACGGAUGUCCAUAAACAGUACGCCAUCGUGUUCCGGACGCCUCCCUACCACAAGAUGAAGAUCGAACGCCCCGUAACCGUGUUCCUGCAACUGAAACGCAAGCGCGGGGGCGAUGUCUCCGACUCCAAACAGUUCACCUACUACCCUCUGGUGGAAGACAAGGAGGAGGUGCAGCGGAAGCGGAGGAAAGCCUUGCCCACCUUCUCCCAGCCUUUUGGGGGUGGCUCCCACAUGGGCGGAGGCUCUGGGGGCUCGGCAGGGGGUUACGGAGGAGCCGGAGGAGGCGGCAGCCUCAGCUUCUUCCCUUCCUCCUUGGCCUACAGCCCCUACCAGGCCGGGGCAGCCCCCAUGGGCUGCUACCCGGGCGGCGGGGGCGGGGCGCAGAUGGCUGAUGGGGGUGCGCCUGGCGGGGAUGCUAGGGAGGAAGCAGCAGCGCCCAGCGCGCCCCCCGAGGACCCCCACCGCAAACCGCAAGCUCAGGGGCUGCUGCAGCGAGCCCAGGAGUACAACGAGCGCCUGUUCGGCCUGGCGCAGCGCAGCGCCCGGGCCCUGCUGGACUACGGCGUCACCGCGGACGCGCGCGCGCUGCUGGCGGGACAGCGCCACCUGCUGACGGCGCAGGACGAGAACGGAGACACGCCGCUGCACCUGGCCAUCAUCCACGGGCAGACCAGUGUCAUCGAGCAGAUAGCCCACGUCCUCUACCACGCUCGCCACCUCGGGGUGGUCAACGUCACCAACAACCUGCACCAGACCCCCUUGCACCUGGCGGUGAUCACCGGGCAGACCGGCGUGGUGAGCUUCCUGCUGCAGGUGGGCGCAGACCCCACGCUGCUUGACCGGCACGGAGACUCGGCGGUGCACCUGGCCCUGAGGGCGGGGGCCGGUGCCCCUGACCUGCUGGGGGCGCUGCUGCGGAGCGGGGCUCCCGCCGUGCCCCAGCUGUUGCGCAUGCCAGACUUCGAGGGGCUGUUCCCGGUCCACCUGGCCGUCCGGGCCCGGAGCCCCGAGUGCCUGGACCUGCUGGUGGACGGCGGGGCCGACGUGGAGGCUGCGGAGCGGCAGGGCGGCCGCACAGCGCUUCACCUGGCCACGGAGAUGGAGGAGCUGGGCUUGGUCACCCAUCUGGUCACCAAGCUCCGUGCCAAUGUGAACGCGCGCACCUUUGCGGGAAACACACCCCUGCACCUGGCGGCUGGACUGGGGUCCCCGACCCUCACCCGCCUCCUCCUGAAGGCUGGUGCUGACAUCCAUGCUGAGAACGAGGAGCCCCUGUGCCCGCUGCCUUCGCCUCCCACCUCUGGUAGCGACUCAGAUUCUGAGGAGCCUGAGCGGGACACCCGGAGCAGCUUCCGCGGCCACACACCGAUCGACCUCACUCGCAGCACCAAGGUGAAGACCUUGCUGCUAAACGCUGCUCAGGACACCAUGGCGCUGCCCCUGACCCCGCCCAGCCCUGCAGGGCCAGAGCUGCCCCUGGAGGAUACCGCCCUGCAGAACCUGGAGCAUCUGCUGGACGGGCCCGGGGCUCAGGGCAGCUGGGCAGAGCUGGCAGAGCGGCUGGGGCUGCGCAGUCUGGUGGACACGUACCGAAAGACAGCCUCGCCCAGUGGCAGCCUCCUCCGCAGUUACAAGCUGGCAGGUGGGGACUUGGCAGGCCUCCUGGAAGCUCUGUCUGACAUGGGCCUAGACGAGGGAGUGAGGCUGCUGAGGGGCCCCGAGGCCCAAGACAAACUGCCCAGCACAGAAGUGAAAGAGGACAGUGCCUACGGGAGCCAGUCGGUGGAACAGGAGGCCGAGAAGCUAGGCCCAUCGCCGGAGCCACCAGGCGGGCUCUGCCACGGGCACCCGCCGCCUCAGGUGCACUGAACUGCUGCCCAUUUGCUGCCCCCUUCCUGGCCCUCUGUACAGCAUCCCCGCCUAGUCUAGUCCUUAUUUAACACCCGUGCCCGCCCCUCAGUUGGGGGAAAUAAAGGAUUCUCAUGGGAGAGGGAGGGGGCCUGGCCCCGUCCCGAAGUCAGAGCCGCUCUUGUGUGACAUGUCGUACCCGGGCCCAGCGCCAGGCACUGAGAGGAAAGGAGGUCCAGUCGGCAAGUCCAGAGCAGUUUUAAUGGGGCUGGAGGCCGUGUAAAGGGCAGGGCCCACGGGAGGAGGGAAAGCAAGGCCAUGCUGUCCCCAGCUGGUGCACAGGGGCCUGGGCACAGACACCUUCCUCCGCCUCCGGAACGGGGGAAGGUGAGCCCUCAGGAAGAAGGAAAACCAGCUGGUGCCCAGCUCCCGGCCUCUGUCUGAGCCGGGCCCCGGGACAGGGGAGGGUUGCUGGUGUCGGGUGGGGGUGGUCUCAGCAGAAAGCAGAACCGUUGUCAGCCUCCCCUCCCCU
Pipistrellus kuhlii (Kuhl's pipistrelle) is the source of this 3507-nucleotide messenger RNA. It is a transcript of the gene NFKB2, whose product is annotated as nuclear factor kappa B subunit 2. The transcript is spliced from 22 exons. Gene Ontology annotation, cellular component: cytoplasm. Lineage: Eukaryota; Metazoa; Chordata; Mammalia; Chiroptera; Vespertilionidae. Gene Ontology annotation, biological process: inflammatory response; regulation of transcription by RNA polymerase II; cellular response to stress. The record is from RefSeq and is a predicted model, not a curated record. The coding region runs from base 294 to 2996 and encodes 900 amino acids. Gene Ontology annotation, molecular function: RNA polymerase II cis-regulatory region sequence-specific DNA binding; DNA-binding transcription factor activity, RNA polymerase II-specific; protein binding.